UAAAGAAAUUUGAAUCGAUGGGAAUUCAAAAUGCAAUAAUUAGAGCACACAGAAAUUAUUGAGUCCAAUCCAAUUUUCAUUAUCAGUCAUCGACAUCAGAUUGAAAAUUCAUAAAUACCUUGAAAUAAUUGAGCGCCAAUUCUCCAUUAUCAACCUCAACGAAGUUAUUGAAGUUCUUAAUCAAGCGUGGAGAAAUCUCGUGAAUUGCAGAACCAAUCCAACACGCCAUUAAUAUUCCUCUCUCCAAUUCGAAAAACCUUUCACUUUCGUCUCUGUCACUUCCUUAAUUGAAUUUAAUAUCUUCUCUGCCCCUUUAAUCACAUUCUCUUAUGAAUCCACCCUUUAAAUCCCACGAAGUUUCUGAUUCCUGCAACUCCACCGGCCAUAUUUUCCGUGUGGUAGAUAUUCUCCGGGAAGAAAGCGAGGGCGGCGACGGAUUUUCCGGGGAUGUGGGUAUGUCCGACGCUGGAGAGCGCCGCCUGCCGGAUGAAUCGGUGAGCAUUCACUGUUUGUCGCCUCGGCGGAUUGUUGCUCGGUGGGUGGCUUCGUUCCGGCGACCGAAGCGGAGGAGAACGGUUGAGGAGGUUAGGAGAGAGAACGAGAGCGGAGAUUCUGAUGGUCCGGUGACGUGUUGUAGGUGCUCGAGAAAUGGAGUUGACGGUGGCGCUUCGUCGUCUUCACCGGCGAAGAUUUUUGGGCCAGGAGUGAGUAGGAAAGACGAUACAUCAUUCAACUUGGGAGUUGGAUGCAGUUUGUUGUAUCUUGUACUUGCGAGUAAAAAUGAACUUUCGAAGAUGGUAGAUUUGAGGAGAGAAAUGGAACAUUUUCUUCAAGAGAUCAAAGAGGAGCUGGGAAGAAAAAACAAUACCUUUGAGUCAUUCCACUUGAAUACAGAUGUGGCAUGUUCCUCUACAGAUUGCCAAGAUGGUCCUUGCUCUACCAGCCAGCUUUCAUAUCAGCAAGAUUUUGCAUCUCAAAUUGUGUCUGAUGCACAAUCAACUAUACUAAAUCAUUCCCGGAAGUCUCAUCUGCAUGAACACGUUGGGGAAUGUCAGGAACGGAUUGACGAAUUGGAAUCUGAGUUCGAGGCCGAGUUAGAACGUUUGCAGCUUCACUUGGAAGUUGAAAGUUCUUCUGGACGCAUAGAGCAGCCAAGAAUUAAGACUGCGAAGAACACGAACUUGACUAGAAGCUGCUGUAUGAGUUCUGGUGAAGUCACUGAUCUUGGAGAUGAUGGCACUGAGAGGCAACAAGGAGUUCCUCCUACAGAACUGGAAAGAAAGUUACAUGAAUUGCUAGAAGCAAGGCAGCAAGAACAGAUAAAAGAACUCGAAGGCGCUUUAGAAUGUGCCAAACAAGAAAUUAUUGAAAAAGAAUCUGAAGUUUCUUGGUGGAAAGAAACUGCAAAAGUUAUUUCUAAGCAUAUUCCAGCUCAUUCACGACUUAAACUUGCUUCUCAGCAUGAUCAGCUUCAACUACUUGGAAAGGUCAGGCUCUAAUCAUGAUGAAAGGGAUAUAAAAACAUGCCGAAAGCAGCCCUAUGGGUUAACUUUAUUUUGAAGAUGCGCACCAAGGACGAAGAGAAUGAAAGAAUGGUCAAUUCCACAAAUCUCAACUGACAACACAAUCAGAUUCCUUCUUAUCUUAAUUUGGUAGUGUCCCAUUUCAAAUUCUCUUCCUAAUAUUUUCCCAAAAUCCUUCCAAGUUUGAAAUAUUUGGAACUUUUUUUUAUGCUUGAAGAGAUACUAAAAUUUAAGAUUUGGGUGCAGAAAAGGUAAAAUUAGUGGUCAAUUUUUGGAUUUAAAUGCAUCACCU
Molecule: messenger RNA, 1815 nt
Organism: Benincasa hispida (wax gourd)
Lineage: Eukaryota; Viridiplantae; Streptophyta; Magnoliopsida; Cucurbitales; Cucurbitaceae
Product: protein POLAR-like 1
Biological process (GO): asymmetric cell division
Source: RefSeq, a predicted model, not a curated record